Phytophthora nicotianae INRA-310 is the source of this 1286-nucleotide messenger RNA. RefSeq lists its product as hypothetical. The record is from RefSeq and is a predicted model, not a curated record. Lineage: Eukaryota; Oomycota; Peronosporomycetes; Peronosporales; Peronosporaceae. The transcript has 5 exons. The coding region runs from base 488 to 1129 and encodes 213 amino acids.
CAAUAAGGUUCGCAAGCCGUAAUCAGUUUCUAGAGGUACAUUCUAUUUAUUAGCGGGGCGGGGAGAUAGCAAUAGGCACGCGGCCGAGCGUCGCGCACGUACUCGACUGGUGGCGCAUUGCCCCACAGUAUCACUACGCCGGGGAGACAUCAAGGACUGGACGCGCGGCAGCAGUGGCGGCAAGUUGUGACUGCGAGAGUUACUGGUAUUGCUAAGUGCAGCUGCGCUUAUGGGCAGCACGGUGUCCGCGCUGGUGUUCCAGCCACCGACGGCCACGUACGGAUACACGCGUCGCUACUUCUUCCUCGUGACUGCGAUGCACAACAGGAUCCCGGCGUUCUUUAUUCCAUGCGAGUAGGUUACAUUCUAUUGAGUGGGUCAAUUGGGAAACUCAACUCGGAAUAGGAUGCUUUGCUGACAUGGAACUCCCUGCAGUAAGGCUGAAUACACCGUGCUCUUCUCCCAUGGCAACGCAGAAGAUCUAGGAAUGAUCUACGAUUGGUUUCGCGAAGUGAGCAGGAGACUUCAGGCCAACGUAUUGUCUUAUGACUACUCUGGUUACGGCAUUAGCGAGGGUGAACCCAGUGAAGAGGCUUGUUUUGCCGACAUUGAAGCAGCGUUCGCGUAUCUUGUCAACGUGAAGAAGAUACCUCCAAGCAAAAUUAUUCUAUAUGGCAGGUCGCUCGGCUCUGGACCAACAACACAUCUCGCAGUAAAACAGUCGAGCUUGGACCAACCCGUAGCAGGCGUGAUACUUCAAAGCCCUGUGCUUUCCAUGUUCCGAGUGGUCUUCAACUUCCGCUAUACACUCCCAGGCGAUUUAUUCUGCAAUAUCGACAUCAUCGACCAGAUGCAAUCUCCUGUAACUAUUAUCCACGGCACUCGGGAUGAAGUGGUGCCCUUCUGGCACGGAGAAGGACUGUUCGAGAUGUGCCCUCAGGAGUGGAGAUGCAAGCCGUUGUGGGUCACAGACGCAGGUCACAACAACAUCGAAGCGUAUCUAAGCACGUUCGGCGAUGAAUUCUUUCAGCACCUAAUCGAGUUCGUGCAUGUUUGUCACGUGACAGCCACAAUUAGAGCCGCCGAAGCUGCCGAGCAGAAGGCGUUAAUGACUGGUAAAACGGUAUGAGCUCAAAAACUAGCAGAUAGAAGACGAAAUAGUACCUAAUAUUGAUCGAGAAAGCUGUGACAGCGAUAAGGCUGCCCACGUGAUACCUUUGCUCCAAAAACUGCUCCCACACAUGCAGAACACUGGACCGAGCAAGCGUGAGAACAGUAUGACGAGU